AUGGUCGAUAACCGUGGCCCCCAACUAGAGGGCGUCAUCGCCCUCUUCCUGGUUACUAGCAUCGUGUGUGUCGGACUGAGGACCUAUGUUCGAGCCGCCAUGCUCAGGUCCUUUAACUUGGAUGACUAUCUUGCAGUUGGGACGCUGAUCUUCUUCAUUAUAUUUUGUGGCUUUGCUCUCCAGGCCAUCCAUUUCGGCGCUGGGCGUCGCCUAAGUGCUGUCCAAAAGCAGCACGUGCCCAAGAUCCUCAAGUGCAGGUGGUUCGGUGAAUUCUUCUACGUCAUCACCUCAGUGCUUGUCAAAUAUACAGCCGGCAUCUUCCUGCUCCGUAUCAUAUCGGAUCGGUGGCAGAAGAUGCUAAUAUGGACUGUCCUUGGUGUAAUCCUCGUUUUUAACAUCUUUUACCUUUCUAUUGUUGUCUUCCAAUGUUCUCCGCCGAACUACUACUGGACUCGUUUUGUGGCCUCUGGAAGAGGACACUGCUUGCCGAAGCCAUUUAUAUCCAACACAGCAUAUGUCGGCUCUGCCAUUAACGCAUGGGCGGACUGGAUGCUUGGUCUCUUGCCUAUUUAUGUUGUGUGGAAGCUGACACUUAAGAUACGGGAUAAGCUGCUGGUGGCGGGUAUCCUAGCCUUAGGAUCGAUUCCUGGCGGUGCUCUCGACACUGACUACUGGAUAAGUGCCUGUUGUGCGACUAUCGUACGUAUGGUCUACGUCUGGCAACUCACAGACGCCGAAGAUUUCCUCUAUGAGUUCACCGACAUCGCCAUCUGGAGCACCGUCGAGAAUGGCCUCGGCCUCACAGCGGUGUGCAUGGCGACGCUGCGGCCUUUGAUCCGGAGCCUGAAAUCACUCUAUCGUGGGAAUAGCAACGAAGCUCAUCCGACACAAAACGGAACGAUCAAUUUAUCUAGAACGGUGUUCCAACACCGCGGGCUUCCUAUUGACUCGUACCCAGACGUGAUAAAUGACCCUUGA
Molecule: messenger RNA, 978 nt
Organism: Fusarium falciforme
Lineage: Eukaryota; Fungi; Ascomycota; Sordariomycetes; Hypocreales; Nectriaceae
Exons: 4
Coding region: 1-978 (325 amino acids)
Source: RefSeq, a predicted model, not a curated record